Molecule: messenger RNA, 279 nt
Organism: Protopolystoma xenopodis
Lineage: Eukaryota; Metazoa; Platyhelminthes; Monogenea; Polystomatidea; Polystomatidae
Source: the annotation of a GenBank genome assembly
CCUUUGCUGUUGGCUCCUCCCAUUGAGCUGGUUGAUAUUUACCUCCUCAUCUGUUGUCUUCUUGGUCUCCACUCACCAGCUCCUAACAACGGCAGUCUUUACCGCCUAGUCAGCAUCCUUCGCUCCCAACCUAAUGAGGGUGAUCUAAAACAUUACCAGGACACAGGGCAGUUGCGUUUUGUCUUGGGGCCCGAAGGUUCGAAUUAUAUACUUUCCUCAUUGUUCAACAUGAUGGCUACGGAGACUUUUGUAACUGGUGAGCAAUCUAGAUUAACUUAG